This is a messenger RNA of Octodon degus (degu), 948 nucleotides long. RefSeq names its product olfactory receptor 8H1-like. Gene Ontology annotation, cellular component: membrane. The record is from RefSeq and is a predicted model, not a curated record. Lineage: Eukaryota; Metazoa; Chordata; Mammalia; Rodentia; Octodontidae. The coding region runs from base 1 to 948 and encodes 315 amino acids. The transcript has a single exon. Gene Ontology annotation, molecular function: odorant binding; olfactory receptor activity; G protein-coupled receptor activity. Gene Ontology annotation, biological process: sensory perception of smell; G protein-coupled receptor signaling pathway.
AUGCAAAGUUGGAACUCCAGCAAUGUGCCUGACUUCGUCCUCCUGGGGCUGACUGAUUCUGCAGAGACACAGCUGGUCCUCUUCCUGCUCUUCCUCCUCAUCUACCUGGUCACGGUGCUGGGGAAUGCAGGGAUGAUCCUGCUCAUCCGCCUGGACCCCCAGCUGCACACGCCCAUGUACUUUUUCCUCACCCACCUGUCCUUCCUCGACCUCAGCUACUCCAGUGUCAUCACCCCUAGAACCUUACAGGACUUAGUGUCCUCCAGCAAGAGCAUCUCAUUCCUGGGCUGCUUCACUCAGAUGUUCUUUUUUGUUCUCUGCGGUGCUGCUGAAUGCUUUCUCCUCUCCUCCAUGGCCUAUGAUCGCUAUGCAGCUAUCUGCAGCCCUCUGCACUAUCCAGUCAUUAUGUCUGCGAGACUGUGCUGGGCCCUGCUUUCUGGCUCCUAUAUUCUCGCCUUAGUUGAUUCCACAGUCAAUGCGCUCUGCAUGAGCAAACUGCACUUCUGCAACUCUAAUGUCAUCCAUCACUUUUUCUGUGACACCACUCCAGUGCUGGCUGUGGCUUGCAACGACAUUCAUGAUCUUGAAGUCACUAUAUUCAGUUUUGCUGGUUCCACCCUUGUUCUGUCCCUCAUCACUAUAUCCGGAUCCUAUGUGUCCAUCCUCUCCACUAUCCUCAAAAUUAAUUCCACUGCAGGAAAACAAAAAGCCUUCUCCACCUGUGCCUCCCACCUCCUGGGCGUCACCAUCUUCUAUGGCACCAUGAUCUUUACCCAUUUGAAACCAAAGCAGUCCUACUCCCUGGGCAAGGAUCAGGUGGCCUCUGUGUUUUACACCAUUGUGAUCCCCAUGCUGAACCCCCUCAUCUACAGCUUCAGGAACAGAGAGGUGAAGAACGCUGCACUUGGAGUCCUGUUGAAAAGACAGGGAUGCAGCCAAUUAAGAUAA